AUGCGCUGUGCGCCAACAGCCGGAGCAGCCCUGGUGCUGUGCGCUGCCACCGCCGGGCUGCUGAGCGCGCAGGGCCGCCCGGAGCCUCCCGAGAAGCCGCGCUUCGCCUCCUGGGACGAGGUGAAUGUGCUGGCGCACGGGCUCCUGCAGCUCGGCAACGGGCUACGCGAGCACGUGGAGCGCACCCGUGGGCAGCUGGGCGAGCUGGAGCGGCGUCUGGGCUCGUGCGGGGCCGCCUGCAAGGAUCCUGAGGGGUCAGCCGCACCGCCGUUCGCCCCGGAGAAUCUGGUCCCUCCUGGCGGCGAUGCAGUCCCGGAGACCCUCCGCAGCUUUCAGACUCAGCUCAAGGCUCAGAACAGCAGGAUCCAGCAACUCUUCCAGAAGGUGGCCCAGCAGCAGCGGCACCUGGAGAAGCAGCACCUGAGAAUCCAGAAUCUGCAGAGCCAGAUGGGCCACUUGGCCCCCAUGCACCUGGGCCAUGGGGUGGCCAAGCGUGCCAGGAGGAAGAGGCUACCCAAGAUGGCCCAACUUGCUGGCCCAGCUCAAAAUAUCAGCCGCUUGCACAGACUGCCCAGGGACUGCCAAGAGCUGUUUGAAGAGGGAGAGAGGCAAAGUGGAUUGUUCCAGAUCCAGCCCCGGGGGUCCUCCUCAUUCCUGGUUAACUGCAAGAUGACCUCAGAUGGAGGCUGGACUGUAAUUCAGAGGCGCCAGGAUGGCUCAGUCGACUUUAACCAGCCCUGGGACGCCUACAAGGAUGGCUUCGGAGACCCCCAAGGUGAGUUCUGGCUGGGCCUGGAGAAGGUGCACCGCAUCAUGGGGGAGCGUGGCAGCCGCCUGGCUGUGCAGCUGCAGGACUGGGAGGGCAAUGCCGAGUCAUUGCAGUUCCCUGUCCACCUGGGUGGCGAAGACACAGCCUACAGCCUGCAGCUCACGGCGCCCGUGGCCAGCAAACUGGGUGCCACCACCUUCUCACCCAGCGGCCUCUCCCUGCCUUUCUCCACUUGGGACCAAGACCACGACCUCCGCGGAGACAAGAACUGUGCAAAGAGCCUCUCUGGUGGCUGGUGGUUCGGUACCUGCGGCCACUCCAAUCUUAAUGGCCAGUAUUUCCAUUCCAUCCCGCGGCAGCGGCAGCAGCUUAAGAAGGGCAUCUUCUGGAAGACCUGGCGGGGCCGCUACUACCCGCUGCAGGCCACCGCCAUGCUGAUCCAGCCCACAGCGGCCGAAGCAGCCUCCUAGCCUCCUCGCUGGGGCCUGGUCCCAGGCUCCUGGAGGACAGGGACUCUGAUUCUGGCCCAGCAUGUGGCCACUCCCUGCCUGGGCAGGGGCUCCAAGCAGGGGCCACCUGAAACCUCAUGGACAGAGAAGAUGUCCACGACUGGAGAUGCCCCCGCGAUGAGUGGGGGGGCUGCAGGAAAUGCCCUCUGAGAAGAACAGAGCUGCAGGGCUGCAGGGCACAGACCCCGAAAGCGUGGGACAUGGGGGCAUUGAAGCCCACUCCUCGCCCGCCCGAGGAGUAUGGGACGCAGAGGGACCACUCGGGGGCAGCCAGGCCGGCCCUUGAUGGCGGAUUCAGUCACGUUGACUGGCUGGGGGACCAGGACUCCCGUAGACCCCGGGCGCCCUUGUGGUGCUGUAGCGUGUGGGUGCUAUAGGCGAGCCCACGCCGACGGCAUCUGGGCUGAGCCCACGGAAUUCUUGGAAUAAAAACAACCUCAGAACA
Messenger RNA from Orcinus orca (killer whale), 1723 nucleotides. It is a transcript of the gene ANGPTL4, whose product is annotated as angiopoietin like 4. The record is from RefSeq and is a predicted model, not a curated record. Gene Ontology annotation, biological process: triglyceride homeostasis. Gene Ontology annotation, molecular function: enzyme inhibitor activity. The transcript has 7 exons. The coding region runs from base 1 to 1239 and encodes 412 amino acids. NCBI's taxonomy places the organism in Eukaryota, Metazoa, Chordata, Mammalia, Artiodactyla, Delphinidae.